Leptosomus discolor (cuckoo roller) is the source of this 667-nucleotide messenger RNA. The record is from RefSeq and is a predicted model, not a curated record. Lineage: Eukaryota; Metazoa; Chordata; Aves; Leptosomiformes; Leptosomidae.
GAAAAUCGGUGUUGGCAAACUUUGUUUCGGAGAGCACAGAAGGGAUCGGCAGCUGCAGCCCGACGCAGGGCGUGAGUACGAGAAGCCGAACUUGAGCGGGAACAGCAAGGGAGCCGGGUGUCGAUUUGAGUUGUGGGAUUGCAGUGGUGAUCAAAAGUUUGAAACAUGCUGGCCAGCUCUGAUGAAGGACUCUCAUGGCGUAAUAAUAAUCUUCAAUCCUGAGCUGCCCAGUCACCUGAAAGAAAUUGAAAUGUGGUACUCCUCUUUUGUGCAGCAGCAGCCACUGCUUGAUAGUCAGUGUCUCCUGGUUGCACAUCACAAGCCAGGCAGUGCGGGGGACACAGAAAAUCUGUCCUUGGCUUACCCGCUGAACAAGCUAAAACUAAUUCAUUCCAACUUAGAAGAGGAUCCUGAAGAUGUUCGGAUGGAAUUUAUGAAAUACUUCAGAAGCAUUAUCACCUUAAUAAAUGAAAGCAGAGAGAGGGAAGAAAUGUCAAUUAUCUCAUAACGUUAAAAUAGAUACUGAACAGGGGAAAAAAAGAAUUAUUGUCACUUUGUAAGCUAUACUGGCCUGUGAACAGGUCCCCACAGUGAGAAUUUGCCAGCCUAUAAACACUUCAGCCAAUAACCAAGUGCUGACACCAGAUGAACUGUGGUGCCAGAGAGA